ACCCCACAAGGGGAGUAACUCAUCUCCGUGAUCUCGACUCGAGCGCCCGCCCCAGUGGGAGACGAAAAAUGGCCGCUGCAACUCAACCGACGACCCUUGUUCCGGCCAAGUCGCCGGAACUCUCGAGACAUGUCACCGGACCAGCUUUUGUCUGUGCCGUCCCGCGCCGCGAUGCCCACAUUGGACUCCACGUGCCACAACGAGCGGCCGUGCGGGAAGGGAAGAGAACGUCGACGGUGGUCUGCGCCUUCGGAGACGUGUCGGCGGAUAGCACCAACUAUUUGAUUGCCGGAGCCGUGGCAGUGGCGCUAAUUGGAACGGCCUUUCCCAUUUUCUUUGCCCGCAAGGAUUUGUGCCCAGAGUGUGAUGGAGCAGGCUUUGUAAGAAAAUCUGGCGCAACCCUCCGGGCGAAUGCAGCAAGGAAGGAUCAGUCGCAGAUCGUUUGCCCCCGUUGCAAUGGCCUCGGCAAGCUUGGGCAGAUAGACAAGUAGUUGGGAGGCUCUUCUUGUCGUAUUCCACCUUCUUCUUCUUCUUCUUCUUCUUCUUCUUCUGUGUGUGUGAUCACCAAACAUGCUGUAAGCUUACUCUUGCCGUUUAUCCUUCAUCAAUCUGAGAAAGGUCCUUCUUAA
This is a messenger RNA of Nymphaea colorata (pocket water lily), 629 nucleotides long. RefSeq lists its product as uncharacterized. The transcript has 2 exons. Gene Ontology annotation, cellular component: chloroplast thylakoid membrane. The coding region runs from base 69 to 491 and encodes 140 amino acids. Lineage: Eukaryota; Viridiplantae; Streptophyta; Magnoliopsida; Nymphaeales; Nymphaeaceae. The record is from RefSeq and is a predicted model, not a curated record.